This is a messenger RNA of Tyto alba (common barn owl), 318 nucleotides long. It is a transcript of the gene CUNH19orf25, whose product is annotated as chromosome unknown C19orf25 homolog. The coding region runs from base 1 to 318 and encodes 105 amino acids. The transcript is spliced from 2 exons. Lineage: Eukaryota; Metazoa; Chordata; Aves; Strigiformes; Tytonidae. The record is from RefSeq and is a predicted model, not a curated record.
AUGAGCUCCAAGGCCAAGCGGGUGCUGCCCACCCGCCCCGACCCCCCCAGCGCCCAGCAGAUCCUGGCCGACGUUCGAGGCUCCCCCCCGGGCGACCCCGUCUGCCAGCCCCCCCCCGCUCCCCGCCGGGACCGCGGCCCCGGCUCCCCCGGCACGGAGCAGCGGGAGCGGCUGUACCGGCAGAGCCGAUCCUACGUGGAGAUGAACCAGCGGCUGCAGGAAUCCCGGGAGCGGCUGCGGGAGCGGCGCGAGGAGCUGCGGCGGGCGGGAGCGACGCUGGAGCGCGGCAUCGCGGAAAUGAGGGAGAAAGCUUGCUGA